Lasiosphaeria miniovina is the source of this 6828-nucleotide messenger RNA. RefSeq lists its product as uncharacterized. Lineage: Eukaryota; Fungi; Ascomycota; Sordariomycetes; Sordariales; Lasiosphaeriaceae. The record is from RefSeq and is a predicted model, not a curated record. The coding region runs from base 1 to 6828 and encodes 2275 amino acids. The transcript has 4 exons.
AUGCCGCCCAAGCCCAAGACCGGAUUUGAGUAUGAGGAUUAUGAGGUCGAGUCCUACUUCAUCAACGUCGGUGUUGGAGAUGGUGCCGUGCAUCUUCUCCGCAAGGGCGGCGACACUGUUGGCUCGGUGCUGAUGGAUGGAGGCCGGCCGACUGCCCGUGGUGACUUGAAACUCGCAGUCGGCAAGCUCAUGAAAGACGAUGCCUCGCUAAGACGCAAGCGCUUCACCAGCAUUGUUGUCACUCACUGGGAUGGCGACCACUAUGGUGGUCUCCUGGCACUGCUGUACCACGACAUGGUCGGCUCACCCACGAAUGCGAAGAACUGGACCUACGUCGACCAGAAUCAGACAACCUUCUACUGCCCGGCAAGAAGCGUCAACAAGAUCGUCCAGCAGGGCUGGAAAAUCGAUGUGGGCGGCAACCAAUGCUACUUGAUGUUCCAAGACGGGAAGAAAGACGCGUGGUACCAGGCUUGUAAAGCCGUCUUCAGCACCCACUGCCUUGGCAUCGACCUCUUCACUGGCAAGCAUUUCGACAACAACGCCGGUAAUCCACCCAAGUUGAAAGACCCUGUCACGUCUCUGCUCGGCUAUUACGGAAAGUGCGCGGAACUGCAGAAACAGUUGUCUCCUGUGUUCCCCUGCAUCAGCGUCGAUGAGAAGUUCAUCAACGAAAAGUGGCGCGUUUUCGAAGAGGGCUGGAAGAAGAAGUCGGAUGACGCCAAGGAUAUGAAUGCGUCUUCCAUCAUGGCAGCGGUCGUCUGGCCUGUCCCGUCAAAUCAGAGUCCACUGCGCAUCUCGCUCUACACCGGCGGUGACGCCGAGGAAGUCCUGGAGAGGAGUUUCAUCGCCUGGAUGACGAAUGCUGCCCCCCCCGGCGUCAAACUAGACGCUGUCAAGGCCGGCCAUCACGGCUCGCACAAUGCCACCCCAGAGAACCUGCUCAUGUUCGAUGCCCAAGCCUUCAUUGUCUCCGCCGGGGACGAGUACGGCCAUCCAAGUUUCGCAACGCUGUUCUAUGUGUUGGCGGUAGCACAGUUCAAGAACAGUUUGGGGAAGGCGUUCCCGCAGGUACUGGGAACUCGAGCGCCGUACUGGAUGACGGCAGGGCUGGACACGCUGAGGAGCGCGGAUCUGAAUGUCUCGACCGUGCUGAGCUUCAAGGACGGGACCACCGCCAUCCUCGAUGCCUUGAAGAACAUGUCGGGAAAUGACAACAUGUUCUGGGACAUCGUAAGCAAGGCGGCCGCGGCAAUGAAGACAUAUUACAGCCUCUCCUACUCCAAGGAACAGUUCGAGAAGCUGCAGAAGGACUGGGCCAACACGGCGCUCGGGCGGCUUCCAUCCCAAUACUGGAAGCCGCCCGGCAGCAACGCCGGCACGGCACAAGCGGCUUUCGAGGACUGCACCGAAAUCGCACGGAACGGAGUCAUACUGAGGUGGAACCAAUUCGGUUCUCCGGAUCUGGCAGACCAGGAGACGGCUAGCUAUGUGCACAUGACGGCAACGGGUAAUUCCGGCGACGUGGUGUGCAGACUCGACUACCGCAAGGGCACGGCGCGAGCCACGGCCAGAAAGACCCGGCAGAAAGUAACAACGCCCAGGACGAGGACGAGGCAGACGUUGAAGCAGUACGACGCCUUGGUAAAGCAGUAUGCGGCUGCUAAGAACCCUGGUACUAACUCCGCCAACCUUGUCGCAAACAAGAACAAGGUUGUGAGAAGCAGCCUGAGAAUUAGAAAACAGAAAAAACGGCGCGGCCGGCGUGUUUUCCUCAUGGCCGCCCAGGCCCCGACUGACCCGCUGGAGACGUGGACCAGGGACCUGUUUAUCGACGAGUUCCAGGCCCUGAAGGGCCAGCCACCAGUCAAGCUGAGCGAAGAGAACUCAGACGUAUGCGAGUGGCUUCACAAGUGCUUCACGGAUCCGGAUGGUGGUGCUAGCGGCAAAGUCUCGGUCGAAGUCUCGUACUUCACCAGCACCGGCGCACCCGACGGCGGCAUCGGUCUAGAUCAGAUCGAACUCACGGUCACGUUCCAAGACGCUGCUAACAAGCCCGUGCUUGCUUUCACGACGGCCGAGACGAGUCGAAAAUCGCAGUUCGGGCCAGCUGCCGUGGAUGGCGCGGUAAAGCCGACACUGCCGGGGUAUUACAGCUCGCUAUGUGGCAUGUUGUUCGCCUUGGACCCGGCCAAGUCUGCUCGCACGCUCACCUUCGGGCAGUUUGCUCAAGUCAUGCAAUUCCCUCUGCAUAAGACGGCGGCCCAGCACCUCAACGAUCUCCCUCUAAAAGUCCGCGCCGCAGAUGGAGCCCGCUCCGGUCUGUGGUUCAUCCCAGACGGGGAUAACCGCGUCAUCUUGCGUCUAGCCAUGGAACCCGCUCUUGGCGAUAGCAAAUCGCCGGUCGGCGAGCUGCAGGCGCUUCUGAAGGACGGCCUGGGUCCUGUGAGCUUCGCAAAUGUCGUCGUGACGGGAACAACCGUCUACGAGCUGCUCCUCGACACCAAUGUCCAGAUCACAUCGGCGCUGGAUCUCGAAGCAACGCUCAUGCUGGACGAUCCCAAGGACCCUCUCCAUGAGCUGGGAGCGUCGCUGGAGGGCUCCAUCAGGCUGUCGCUCUCAGAGCAUGGCUUCGAGCUCGUGUUUAAGUUUGCCAAGGCAUCGGGAGACCUCGCGAAGCUGCUGAAGAUCUUCCUGGCCAGGUUUUUUGCAGGGCACGGCGCUGCUGAUGAAAGCGGGUCCGCGGACUCUGCGGUAGCCAAAAUCGAGGACGCGUUGAAGACUGUCAUGCCCAAGAACAACAUCUAUAUUCGCACCGUCUCGGUUGUCUUUGCCGGCGAUCAGAAUACGAAGCCGGCACCGGUGUCUUUCACGGUCGGCCUAGAGGCUGGCCUGCCAGUCGGUGAUAACCAAGGCCCGCCCAAUGCCCCCUUUUGGGUUUCGCUUCAGUGGAGUGACGGCGUCUUUCGACUGUCGGCGGAGCUCUGGGGCAAGGCCGAAUCGUUUGGAGACACACCCCUCGACCUCUACCCUUACUACGACAGCUUUGUUCGCUUCGACCCGUGGACAGACAACUCCGUCGAGACCAUAUCAAUCCAGAAGCUGAUCGGUCAAGGUAGCCUCACGCUACCCAAAGGGAUCCCCGACACGAUAGAAGAGGCCCGCAUGUCGCUGGCGUACGGCGACGGCGACGGCGACGGCGACGGGAACAUGACGGUAGGGCUGGCAGCCCGCCUGCAAUGCGAAAGCGACCCGCCGAGUGCAAAAGAUCAAGGCGAUGUGCCGCCGCUCUGGUUCGACGAAGUACAGCUCGACCUGGCCCUAAGCUACACGCCGGGUUCUACGCUGCCAUCGGCCUUCUCCGUUCAGUUCAAUACUACUAUCGAGCUCCAGCUCGAUGAUGAGCACAAGGAUCCGGAGACGGACAGGUUUGCGUGCAUGUACGCGCGGAUCAGUUAUGAGACCGGCGACGGCGGAGCCCACUGGAUAGUGGCGGGCGACGUCCGGAACAUCAAGGUGGCCAACCUCUUCGGCCUGUUCGCUGCCGAUGGCUCUGGCCACGCCAUCCAAGACAUCAUGGCAGGCCUAGUCAUCGAGAGAGCCUCUGCGUCCUACGAGUACGACAGCUCUGGCCUGCCAUCUACGCUAGGCUUGAGCGGGACAUUGCUGCUCGGCCCGCCCGACAAGUUCACCAAGAACGGCGACGAGUUUGUCAGGAUCGACAACUCCACAAAAAGGCUGAGGCUGGCUCUCACGUACACCCACAGCAGUGGCACGGACGGCAGCUGGUCCUUCGGGGCCAAGCUUGCCUCCGCCGCUGCCGACGGCGGCAACAACAAAGUGAACGUCUCGCAGCUCCUGACGGGACUCGUCGACGACGUGGGGUCGCUGCCGACGGUUGCACAAAACCUCGAGGUGUCGCCGUCCGAGUUGUCGCUGGACCUCUCGUGCAAGAGCGUCAAGGGCGUCGACGGGCAGAAGCACGCCAUCUUCGCGGUCUUCAUCGCCAUCAACACCAGCUUCGUGAUAACGUACGCCCAGGUUCGCAGCUACGGGGACGAGGCAAAGAAUCCCCCGCCGCUACAGCCGCCGGCCGGGUAUGCGCGCGCCGGCCGGCUGCUGCGCUUCUCGCUGGCGGGCCUGCCCGCAGUGCCCAAGAUGCCCGUUGUUGGGUCCGUUGCGCCUCCCUUCGACCAGCUGGGCAUCGUUUGGACCAACCGCGAGAUCACGGGGCCCGAGGUCGACGUGCUCAACAACAACGUCUUCCAGGGCCCGCUGCGGCUGCUCGUCAAGCCGAACAAGCCCGACCCCAAGACGGGCCCGGCGCCACCCGUUGGCCUUGCGGCCGGUGUCCACUUCCAGGUGGCGGCGCUCGAGCAGGGGCAGGCGCAGCUCGUGCUCGACCACGUGGUGGGCGGCGCGCCGUCCCCGCCGCCGCCGCCGCCGCCGCAGGGCGGAGGGACUGGCGGGGGUGGGCCGCAGCCGAGUCCUCCUCCGCAGCCGGGUCCCCCUCCGCAGCCGAGCCAGACGGGCGGCAGCGCCAAGGAAGUCGGCCCGCCGGCCGAUGCGGGCACGUCCGUGGCGCCAAUGGCCAAGACGGCCGGUCCGCUCUCGAUCCGAAACAUUGGCCUCUCUAUCUCGGGCGCCUCGCUCAGCUCGGUGUGCGUGUCCCUCGACGCCUCGGUUCGCCUCGGCCCCGUUUCCUUCGAGCUGAUGGGCCUAACACUCACCUUUGAUCUGAGCGGCGUCCGGCACCCGGACGACUUCAAGAGCCUGCACCUCGAGCCCAAGCUCGCGGGCAUGAGCGUGGCCUUCGAGAAGCCGCCGGCGCGGCUGGCCGGCACCUUUGCGAGCUUCGACCACGGCAACUCGGCCGGCUUCAUGGGCGCCGUCGCUGUGUCCAUGACUAGGUGGUCGGCGCUCGCGAUGGGCGUCUACGAGGAGACCAAGACGGAGCCCUUCACCAAGUCGCUGUUCAUCUUCGGCGUGCUGCAGGGCCUCAUCGCCGAGCUCGGCUGCGCCGAGAUCAACGGCCUUAGCGGCGGCUUCGGCUACAACUCGCGCCUGUCACUGCCGGACGUGAGCGGCGUCCCCGGCUUUCCCUUCAUCGCCCUGGCCAGCGACACCCCGUCUCAGGUCGACAUCCUGCAGCGUCUCGCCCAGUUCCGAGACGGCUCAAACGCCAUCGUCUCAACAGUUCCGGACGAGAUGUGGUUCGCCGCCGGUCUCCAUUUGAAGGCCUUCCAGCUCGUGGACGUCAAAGCCCUCCUCGCCGUCACGCUGUCCGCGGAACCCAAGUUCGCCAUCCUAGCCGAAGCCCGGGCCGUAUUUCCCAAGAACCUCAAAGUUGACGACGAGAAGGAGAAGGCAGACCCGCUCGCGCACGCCUUCCUCGUCGUCGACCUGGCCAUGGAGGCCGUCGUCGACCCGCUGCACGGCACCGUCCUCGUGCUCGGGCAGCUGAUGCCGCCCUCGUUCGUGCUCCACCCGUCAUGCCAGCUGACGGGCGGCUUCGCGCUGGCCUACUUCCUGCCGGGCUCGGAGCACGCAGGCGACUGGGUCUGUACUGUCGGCGGCUACCACCCGCACUACACGCCGCCGGCGCACUACCCCAACCCACCGGGCGGCCGCGUCGCCAUCGCCUGGCAGAUGGACGCCGACCUGCACCUAACGGGCGAGGCCUACUUCGCGCUGACGCCACAGGCGGCCAUGGGCGGUGGGCGGCUCGACGUGGUGCUGGACCGCGGCUGGCUGCGCGCCGGCUUCAGCGCCUACGCCGACUUCUUCAUGCACUUCCACCCGUUCGCAUUCGAGGCGGACGUCGGUAUCGCCCUCUUCGCCAGCGCCACGUUCCGCCCGUUCUUCAUCACCAUCCACCUCGGCCCGCUUGAGCUGUCGGCCGACGUCGCGCUGCGCGGCCCACCCAUCCGCGGCGAGGCCCACGUGCACGUGUGGCGCUGGGGCGUUGACGUCGUCUUCGGCCCCGCCGACGCGCACGCCUCGCCGGCCCUCAAGCUCGACGAGUUCCUCCGCAUGGUCAAGAACGUCACCGCCAGCGUGCCGGACGCAGGUGCGGCGGCCGUGCCGAACUUCGUCGUCUCCGUCACCGAGGGCGCCGUAACGCUAGCGGGCGGCGCCGGCUCGGCGGCGUCGGGGCCUACCGAAGUGCUCAGCUCACUUCUGCGGUUCGAGGUCGUCACGCGUGUGCCUGUACGCUCAGCCGUGAUAGGAGACGCGCCGGAGCAGGUGAUCAACUCGCCCGGGACCAGCCAGCCGAUCAAUGUCUUUGCGAGGCCCACCCAAAACAAGGAGCCGUGGAAGACGUCGCAGCUCGUCAUCAGCCUGGAGCGGAAUGGCGUCAAAGAGCCGCUCGUGCCCACGCCGCUGUGGAAGAAUGUGCCUCCCGCACUGUGGGGCGAAUACACGGGAAAUCCCGGCGACGACACCGCCGACCCACAAAAGACACCGCUCCUGCAGCACGUCAUGGGCUAUACCAUCAGCGUGUGCCCCAAACCCCCGAGCCCGGAUCGUCUCCCGGCCAUCUCGAUAAAGCAGUUCUGCAUGCUCGACGUCGACAAGUUGGGGAACGUCCCGAUCCCCCACAUCAACCCCGUCGAGGCGCUCGCGGACGACGACCGCUUCGUGCUGGGGACGCCCCGGGAGGUUCGGGCCGGUAUGGCCGAGGCGGCGGGAGAGCUGCUCGGCAAGGCCCGGGACGGCGCAGUGCAGGCGUGGACGGCGUUCAAGAAGCGUUCUUCCGGCGGAGGAGCCGCCGAGAUGGCCAGCCUGCCCAUUUUCGCCAAGGCGGCGCCGCCGGUAGGGAAAUAG